UCUUCUAACAUUAAUUUUGAAACUUGCUUCUCUCUAAAUUUUUUUUCCAAAGUGAGAUCCAAAUUUAUUUUAAGAGGUACUUACUAACAUACACAAUGGCAACAAACAAAUUUUCAUCUAUUGUGUUGCUUUCGUUGAUGGUGUUUGCUGCUAUUUUGUUGCCAAUGAUUUCAGGACAAAUGAUACCAUGUUUAGAGGGGGUAUGUACAAACUCAUCGGAGUGCAAUGAACCCUGCAAAUCAAAAGGAUACCAAGGAGGGGCUUGUGUACGCAUGAGCAUAGACACACCCACCGGUGCUUGUUGUUGUAAACCUAAUUUCAAAUCUCAAGAUUCUUUCGAAUUUAAUGAUAUUAAUAAUUAGUACAUCACUAGAUAUGUAUGUACUUUUUGAUAUGACUAAAAAAUAUAUUCAAAUAUCUUUCGGUAUGCAAUGUCUUGAUUUAUAUAUGUUUCGAUGUGGAAUCUAUAAUUA
Arabidopsis lyrata subsp. lyrata is the source of this 473-nucleotide messenger RNA. RefSeq names its product putative defensin-like protein 83. NCBI's taxonomy places the organism in Eukaryota, Viridiplantae, Streptophyta, Magnoliopsida, Brassicales, Brassicaceae. Bases 96 to 362 code for a protein of 88 amino acids. The transcript has 2 exons. The record is from RefSeq and is a predicted model, not a curated record.